AUGGGAAGAUCCCUGACCGCGACACUUCCGCUGAUUCCUCUCCCUCGCGGAACUGUCCUGCUCCCCGGCCUCGCCUACCGCAUCACCGUCAACUCCAGCCGGCCCGACAUCCCGGCCCUCCUCGCCCACGUCUACGAACUUGCCGCAUCAAAGGGCCCGGAUGGCCGCAUCGACACAAUCCCCAUAGCAUGCGUCCCGGUGUCGUCCCCGCUGGUCGGCCCGGACGGCCAGCUGCUCAUUACCAAUGGCGAGGACAUUGACAAUACUCGCAUCGAUUCCGUCAAUCCGGGCACUGCGAAAAAGGAUGACUUGUUCGGCUUCGGAGUCGCGGCCAAGAUUGUGGGCAUCGACGGCCGCGGGUCGGGCGAGUUCGCUCUGCGUGUUGAGGGCUCGAGCAGAGUCAGAGUAGACGGCAUCACUCGCGAGCGUCCCUUUUUUGAAGCCAAAGUCACAUAUUAUGAAGACGAAAUUGACGUCGUCGACAAGCAACUGCAAGACUUAUUCAGCCUGCUCAAGCUACGCUCAAGAGAGCUCGUCACAAUUCUUCGCAUAUCGUCGUUACUCCCUCGCGCAAACGGCCCCUCCCUCUCCCCCGCAGUCACAAAAAGGUUGGAGAUGCUCAUCAUUCGAAGAGAAUUGAAGGAGGCUGGUAUGCUGGCUGAUUUCAUGGCCAACCUCUUGGACGCCACCCAUGAGGAAAAGCUUGGUAUCCUAGCGGCUCUGGAUGCCAAAGUAAGGCUCACGAAAGUCAUUGAGCUUUUGGAGCGCCAAGUUGGUGGCAUCAAGAACAACUUUAAGAUUACUACGUUCACAACGGUCCCGGUUCAAAUCAUUGACCGUUUGAAUGAGAACCCCUCCAAAAGACAGAAUACAAUGCCGCCAAUGGCAGGCAUGGGAUUUCUGCCGCCUCCAGGGGGGAAUGACCAAAACGAAGACCAAGAGGCGUCUGAGCUUGACGAGCUGAAGAAGAAGCUUCAGGCUUCAAAACUUCCGCAGGAUGCUGCCAAGGCUGUGGACAGGGAGCUUCGACGGCUGCAGAGGAUGCCCCCCAUGAACCAGGAGUAUCAAGUAACAAGGAACUGGCUGGAGACGGUAUCUGAAAUCCCAUGGACAGCAGCUACAGAUGACCGGCUGGGGCCUGAUACCUUGACCAAAGCCCGAAAACAACUUGAUCUCGACCACUACGGCCUGGACAAGGUAAAGAAGAGGCUCAUCGAGUAUUUGGCUGUUUUAAGGCUUAAGCAGUCCAUUAAUGACGAUAUGGAGGAACAAAUCCGAAAGGCAGAGGCCGAUGCUGCUGCUGCUGCUGCUGCUGCUGCUGCUGAAAAAACCAUUACCGAUGGCAACAGUCGAGACGCCAGUUCAGAGGAAAUCGCCAAGAGUGAUGCGUCUGAGUCGGAGCUUGCCAAGCUCCAGGUGCUCAAGUCAAAGCGCACAGUCGACAAGUCGCCAAUCAUGUUGCUCAUCGGACCUCCCGGCGUAGGAAAGACAAGCCUGGCCAAGUCGGUUGCGACUGCUCUGGGCCGCAAGUUCCACCGCAUCUCCUUAGGCGGCGUUCGAGACGAAGCAGAAAUCCGCGGACACAGGAGAACGUACGUGGCGGCCAUGCCAGGCCUCAUCGUACAGGGCCUCAGGAAGGUCGGUGUGGCGAAUCCCGUCUUCCUCCUUGACGAGAUUGACAAGAUUGGCUCGGCAAGCGUACACGGUGACCCCUCAGCUGCCAUGCUCGAGGUUCUAGACCCGGAGCAAAACCACAACUUCCAGGAUCACUACGUUGGCAUGCCGGUUGACCUGUCCAAGAUUCUCUUCAUCGCCACCGCCAACAGCCUCGACACCAUCCCUGGCCCUCUGUUGGACCGCAUGGAGAUGAUCUAUCUUCCUGGCUACACCACGCUUGAGAAGCGCCACAUUGCCAUUCAGCACCUGAUUCCAAAGCAGCUCAGGGCUAACGGAUUGGCUGACGACCAAGUCGAGUUCGGCCAGGAGGUGGUGUCUAAAAUUAUUGAGUCGUACACCCGUGAGUCAGGGGUUCGCAAUCUGGAACGAGAGAUUGGCUCUGUAUGUCGUGCCAAGGCAGUUGAAUACGCUGAGGCGAGAGACAACAGCGCCCUCGAGACAUACCGGCGACAGCUCACUCUCGACGAUGUCGAGCACAUUCUAGGCAUCGAGAAGUUUGAGGAAGAAAUUGCCGAGAAGACGAGCCGUCCAGGUAUCGUUACGGGACUCGUGGCCUACAGCACCGGCGGCAACGGCAGCAUCCUCUUCAUCGAGGUUGCCGACAUGCCCGGUAAUGGACGGGUGCAGCUUACGGGCAAAUUGGGCGAUGUUCUCAAAGAAAGCGUCGAGGUUGCUCUCACAUGGGUCAAGGCUCAUGCCUUUGAGCUGGGCCUCACCCCGGAACCCCACGUCGAUAUCAUGAAGGAUCGCAGCAUUCACGUUCACUGCCCCUCAGGAGCAAUCCCCAAGGACGGGCCUAGCAGCGGCAUCGGCCAGGCCAUUGCCCUCAUCUCACUAUUCUCUGGCAAGCCAGUGCCGCCUACAAUGGCCAUGACGGGUGAGAUAUCCCUCCGCGGCCGGGUCACCGCUGUCGGAGGUAUCAAGGAAAAACUCAUCGGUGCCCUCCGAGCGGGGGUUAAGACAGUGCUACUUCCAGCGCAAAACCGCAAAGAUGUCAAGGAUCUCCCUCAAGAAGUCAAGGAUGGCUUGGAAAUUCUGCACGUUGGCCACAUUUGGGAUGCGAUCCGACUGGUCUGGCCUGAUUCCCACUGGGCUGAGGACCAUCAAUUUGCCGGCAUUGAGAGCCGUCUGUAA
Messenger RNA from Trichoderma aggressivum f. europaeum, 2811 nucleotides. RefSeq lists its product as uncharacterized. NCBI's taxonomy places the organism in Eukaryota, Fungi, Ascomycota, Sordariomycetes, Hypocreales, Hypocreaceae. Gene Ontology annotation, biological process: protein catabolic process; protein processing; protein targeting to peroxisome. Gene Ontology annotation, cellular component: peroxisomal matrix. Bases 1 to 2811 code for a protein of 936 amino acids. The record is from RefSeq and is a predicted model, not a curated record. The transcript has 4 exons. Gene Ontology annotation, molecular function: ATP-dependent peptidase activity; ATP hydrolysis activity; ATP binding.